This is a messenger RNA of Myotis brandtii (Brandt's bat), 1005 nucleotides long. RefSeq names its product olfactory receptor 10AG1-like. The record is from RefSeq and is a predicted model, not a curated record. Gene Ontology annotation, biological process: G protein-coupled receptor signaling pathway. The transcript has 2 exons. The coding region runs from base 4 to 1005 and encodes 333 amino acids. NCBI's taxonomy places the organism in Eukaryota, Metazoa, Chordata, Mammalia, Chiroptera, Vespertilionidae. Gene Ontology annotation, cellular component: membrane. Gene Ontology annotation, molecular function: G protein-coupled receptor activity; olfactory receptor activity.
CAGAUGAAACACCAAGAAAAAACACCAGAAGAAAAUAUAACUAAAUUGAUGGAAUUUGUUCUCUUGGACUUUGCUGAUGUUCCUCAUCUCCAGUGGUUUCUAUUUGGAUUAUUCUUAAUCAUCUAUAUCAUUAUCUUGAUGGGAAACAGCACCAUAUUUCUCAUUACAAAACUGGACCCUGCUCUCCAGACCCCCAUGUAUUUUUUCCUUGGCAAUUUUUCCUUUUUGGAAAUCUGCUAUGUAUCAGUUACACUCCCUAGAAUGCUCACGAAUCUUUGGACCCAACGAAGAACAAUAUCUUUAGUUGCUUGUGCUACACAAAUGUGCUGGGUUCUUAUGCUGGGAGCCACCGAGUGUUUCCUUCUGGCCGUGAUGGCCUACGACCGCUACGUGGCCAUUUGUAACCCUCUGCACUACCCUCUAGUGAUGAGCCACAAGGUCUGCGUCCAGCUGGUGGCGGGCUCCUGGGUCAGUGGAGUGCCAGUCCAAAUAGGGCAGACCGUCCAGAUUUUCUCUCUGCCUUUCUGUGGUUCUAACCUCAUCAACCACUUUUUCUGUGACAUCCCCCCAAUACUCAAGUUGGCCUGCGGGAACACCUUUGUAAAUGAAAUGAUGGUCUACAUAGUUGCAGUGUUGUUUGUCAUGGUUCCAUUUCUGUUCAUACUACUCUCCUAUGGCAAAGUCAUCUCCACAAUUUUUAAACUGCCAUCAGCCACGAGUCGGGGCAAAGCCUUCUCCACGUGCUCAUCUCAUCUUAUAGUGGUGGCACUAUUCUUUGGAUCAGGUAUCAUCACAUAUUUAAGACCCAUGACCCAAGACUCCGCAGGAACUGACAAAGUGCUGUCUCUUUUCUACACUAUCGUGACUCCCUUAUUUAACCCCAUGAUAUACAGUCUAAGGAACAAGGAUGUCAUAAUGGCACUGAGAAAACUGCUAGCAAAGUGCAGUACAGCCCAGCCUCGAAUGGAACGUGACAUUAAUGGGCUAAGAGGGAAUGAUGGGUAA